Cheilinus undulatus (humphead wrasse) is the source of this 2998-nucleotide messenger RNA. RefSeq names its product SRY-box transcription factor 11a (gene sox11a). The coding region runs from base 122 to 1228 and encodes 368 amino acids. Gene Ontology annotation, molecular function: RNA polymerase II cis-regulatory region sequence-specific DNA binding; DNA-binding transcription activator activity, RNA polymerase II-specific. NCBI's taxonomy places the organism in Eukaryota, Metazoa, Chordata, Actinopteri, Labriformes, Labridae. Gene Ontology annotation, biological process: neuron differentiation; negative regulation of transcription by RNA polymerase II; positive regulation of transcription by RNA polymerase II. The transcript has a single exon. The record is from RefSeq and is a predicted model, not a curated record.
CAUACAUUACGCAGAGGACGCGGACGCAACCGGCGCAGAAACACAGAGAGCUGAGGCUGAAAGAGAGAGGUGCAGAGGCACUGCAGCGUCCGGACACAAAGUGACUUGAAACAGAGGGACAAUGGUGCAGCACACAGACAACAGCGAGACGGACGGGAGCAUGUCCAGGGAGGCUACAGACUCAGAGGAGAGUGAAUUUAUGGCAUGCAGCCCCGUAGCGAUAAACCCGGACUGGUGCAAGACAGCCACCGGUCACAUCAAAAGACCCAUGAAUGCAUUUAUGGUCUGGUCCAAAAUCGAGAGGAGAAAGAUUAUGGAGCAGUCGCCAGACAUGCACAACGCGGAGAUUUCCAAGCGCCUGGGGAAGAGGUGGAAGAUGCUGAAGGACAGCGAAAAGAUCCCGUUUAUCAGAGAAGCCGAGCGGCUGCGGCUAAAACACAUGGCAGACUACCCCGACUACAAGUACAGACCCAAGAAAAAACCAAAGCUCGACAGUUCAAAAUCAUCAGCACCGUCUCCGGAGAAGUGCGGCAAAAUAGCUAAGACACCUAGCAAGAAGUGCUCAAAGAUAAAGACUAAUAAAAGCGUCUCCAAGUCCUCCCACGGCUACGGAGAGGACUGUGUGUUUCCCAGCUUCAAAGUUGCAAAGACUGUGAAAAGUGAGCUCACCGACGAGGACGACGACGAGGAGUACGAAGAGGACUACCGGAUGGGGAUUAAUAAAGCCGGGGACGAGGAGCGCGUGAGGCCGUAUAAUGUAGCCAAAGUUCCCGCGAGCCCAACUUUGAGCUCCUCGGCUGAGUCCGAGGGCGCGAGCAUGUACGAAGAAGUGCGGAAAAACAACCGACUGUUUUACAAUAUCAAAAACAUUACCAAACAGAGCACAUAUCACGCUGCUUCUGUCUCACCAGCAUCCUCCAGGUCGGUGUCCACAUCCUCCUCCUCUUCCUCAUCCAGCAGCAGCUCCUCUUCUUCCGGGGAGGAGGCGGACGAUUUGCUGUUUGACUUUAGUUUAAAUUUCGCCCCCAGUGCCCCUGGAGCGGAGCUGGGCAACCCCAAUUCAGGAAACCUCUCCCUGUCUCUUGUGGAUAAGGACCUGGACUCGUUCAGCGAGGGCAGCCUGGGCUCUCACUUUGAAUUCCCAGACUAUUGCACGCCAGAGCUCAGUGAGAUGAUUGCCGGGGACUGGCUGGAGGCGAACUUUUCCGACCUGGUCUUCACAUACUGAACUGCAAAAAAAAAGUUGCUCUAGUAAUAACAGAGAAGGGAGAAAGUAAAUUAUAUAUGUGUCCUGGUCAAAGUUGUCCCUAGCCCUGCCUCCUCCUCCUCUUGUGGGUUUUCUGAAGGGUCCUGGACGGAGGAGGACCAAGGAGGUGAGGUUUGAGGAGGAAUGAGAUGCUUAUGAAGCUAGUAGCAAAAAAAGUCUGCAGACGUUUUUUUUCUGGCAGCAUGACAGGGUUUUAUGGAUUUUUUCCUCCCCGUAUAGGUCUGCAUUUUACAGUUCAGCUUAAACGGACCACAAAGGGAAAAAUACGUGAACUUCUAUGCAUCUUUUCCUCUUAAAAACAAAACUGCAGGGAGCUGAAAACGGACUGUGGACUGACUCAAAGCAAAUCUGUGAACUGACAAUUGUUCAGGAUGUUACUUUACAAAAACGGUUUAUGUAAUUUUUCUUAAUGCCGCAAAAUGUUUGUUUUUUGUAACUGAUUCAGUUUACCUCCUGGUUUGGAAAAUUAAGCAGCCUAAACCUCUGCAGAGUACAGGUGUGGAGGAAACAUUUUGAUACAUAACAGACCUCAUCUUUUUAAAAGAAAAGUAAGAUAUUUUCAGGCAUAUUUUUGUACAGUUAAAAGGGAAUGUUCUUACUGUGCUUUCAGUGAGUUUCAGGCACUUCUUCCCUUUAUCAUUUGUUUUUAGCAUGCAAGGGAGUCCUGGUUUUAAGGAUUAAGUUAAAUUAAAACUUGCAUCAAAAAUGCCUUGUGAUUUCAAACUAGGUUUUGUACAGUUGUAGAGCAGAUUUGUUGAGUAUUUGUAGACGAUACAAUGGCAUCAUGGGGAACACAUACCUCAGAGCUGGAACUAGUUUCAAGAUUGUAUAUGUACUGUAAUAUAGUAAAGUUAGGAGUUUAUGUAUAUCAUACUCGUGAUAUGUGGAUGGGUCCCGAUCGCAGGUGUGAAACUGGAUUUUGGUAUUUUUUAUGGCACAUACUGUUUUUUCCCCCCUCUCAUUUUUUUGUGCAAUAUAUACUCUUAAGAUUCAGACCAUCAACAAUUGUAGCAAGUGAUGGAAAAACAGACUUGUGCACUGUCAACAUCAUUUCAUGUUAUGAUGCUGAAAGCCUGUCCAGGCAGGAAAUAAACAAAUCAGCUGGAACUGAUACAAAACAAUAUAAUAUGGCCUCAUGGUGUGAUGCAUACUACAGGUGGAUAUCACAAAUUGAAUGUUAUUUGACACAUAUCUGACACCAAAACAGCUCAAUUAGGGAAAAGGAGUUCUGCAAAAAAAAAAAACAAAAAGAAAGAAAAGGGCAUAGUCUGAUACAGUGGUGGUCUGGCAUUAAUAUAACAAGCAAGCAAAAAAGAACAUUCCAUAGUCCUGUUUCAUGAAAUGAAACUUUAUUUUGAAACUGAAGACUGCCUUCUUUUUUUAAAACAUUAACCAUAAACCUGUAUUUUUUAUUUCUUGCACUUAAAAAAGCAGAUAUUGUUUAUUUUUAUGUGGGUCUUACAUAUGAAGUCUGUUUGAUAAAAAGGUUUUUUGGAAUAUGACUUAAUUAUAUGCCGAGACAUUUUGUUGGAAGUUCUAGGCAGUAGUUACUUCACAUUCCAAGUGUGAAUCUGUCUUUGACUCAUCUUUUAAUAAAUAAGUACCUACCACCAUCGACUGUCCUUUCAGUUUGUGAAUAUAUGUACACAGAUGUGUUAUUUGUUGCAUUUGCAAAGGAUGUGAUGACAGAAUGAUGCCUAUUUUGUAUGUAGGCGGAUACUCUGAAAAUGA